Rotaria sp. Silwood2 is the source of this 2087-nucleotide messenger RNA. The record is from the annotation of a GenBank genome assembly. Lineage: Eukaryota; Metazoa; Rotifera; Eurotatoria; Philodinida; Philodinidae.
ACAACAAAAGCCGUGAUAGAAUCUCUUAUUUCCCAGGAUUUCCUAGUAUAUUUUGUUUUACCUCUUCGUUGUAUGUCUGAUCACAUAUUGUUUUUUCCAUCAUAAUUGCAUUUUUUACGAUUGUAUGAAAGAGUUAUGAUAUCAUUAAAAAAAUGCAACAAAUUAAUAGCUUCUUCUGUGUAGUGGCGUAUCCAGAGGGGGCUAGAGGAGGCUCGGCCCCCUCUACGAAGGUUUGAGCCCCUUCUAGAAAGAUUUUUGCUCCCUGUGAGUGAAGAAAAAUACCUAUGACUUAUGUAUUAAUAAGAGUAUACAUACAGUUUAUUCACAAUAGCAAGCAUGUAUAACAGAGAGAAUUCAGAUCUUAAAGAGAAAUUUCUUAGAAAACAGUGUAGUGUGCAGUUUCCGUGCAUUUGAAAAUUUUUGCUUCGCGAAUCGGGUUGUUUCUGUAAUGUUUCGAUUUGAUAAUUUUUCUCUUCAUUUUAGCUUCGAAUAUGAAAUAGAAUUUCAUUAAUUAUUGAGUGACUCAGCAAUAAAAAGAUAAUAAAUGAUAUCAUUUUGUGACUAUUACUUUAAAAUCAUGAGUUCCCAUUUGAAUAAAUUGUACAAUUGUGAGCUAAAUCUUUUUUAUUCAGUUUCAAGAAGCUGCCGCCUUCGGUAGCAUGUUCUUCUGCGAUUAUUUCUCUUACUAAAAUGUAAAUUUUAGUAAGAGAAAAAAGUUUUUGCUGCGCGGUGUUUUUCAAAGAGUCAUAUAAAAGAAGAGCAGCGGCAAACAACUUUACAAUUACAACGAUGGUUGAAAAUUUUUUACUCUUUCUUGUGGCUAGAACUUAGGUACAUUCGUGGGGCCGAGCUCCCUCUAGCCUUAUUUUCUGGCUGCGCCACUACUUUUGUGGAAAAUAUUUUUGAUGAUUUAUAAUCGGAUUAUUUUGUGCAAGAACUUUUAUACUAUCUUUAUCAAAGUAAGUUAAGUAAAUAACUCAACACAGAAUUAGACAUUAAUAUAAAGGUAUAGAAUUUAUUUAUUUUAAUAUCAAUCAGCAUCAUUAGUUGGACUGGUUUGGCCUGUAGACCAAGCCAGAAAAAGCGGCCUGUUGGUAGCUCUGAUUUUUACUGUAUUUUUGUACCUUCAUUGUACUCUUAUAGUAGAGAGCAUCGAGUUCGGGUUUGAAAACUUUCUGCUGACCGGAUUCAAAUUCAAAAAUUCUUGGACUCGAUAGGUCUAGUUUAGAUUCACAAAAGAUUAAUCAAGUUCGAGACUGAAAAUUUUGAUGGACCAAGUUCGGAUUCAAAACAAUUUAUCGAUCGGAUCUGGAUCUAGAAAUUCUUGACCCUGAUGGCUCUAUCUCAUACCCUCAUUGCACUCUCUGUGCUUCAGAAGUACGGAAGUACGUCGUUUCUCCCUCGCCUUCCUCUCAUUCGAACGUUUAUCUGAUAAAAGUUUUAUCAACAAUGAGAAAAGUAUUAUUCGGGUUAAAAUGGUUUUAUUUCUCUUUUGAUUAUAUAGACAACAUAAAUCAAGCUCAAGAUGCUUUUCAACAAUGUCGUUCCUUAUUGGAAGAUCAAUUGGAUUAUUCGGAUAAACUACAUUGUGAAACAGCUAUUAACGAAAUUGAAAAACAUUUGGAUAAACUUGAUCAAAUCGAAGAUGAAUUCAAAUUAGUACAAAAUCUAGCAGAAGGAUUGACAUUUACUUUCAAUAAAGGACCUUUGAUACAAGCAAUGGAACAGGGUGAUUGGAUUCUGUUGGAUAAUAUCAAUUGUGCACGUGGAGAUGUGAUUGAACGUCUAAAUUCCUUAGCUGAAGCUAAACCAACCUUAACAUUAUACGACUCGGCAUCAUCACAACAGUAUAGUCGUGGUAAUGGUAUUCAUAAAGAUUUUCGAUUGUUUGUUAUCGCCAAUAACAAUCGAAAAAUGGCCAAUAGAUUAUCAAGUGCUUGGCGAAAUCGAUGUUUGAUCAUUCGAAUGCAAACAUUAGACGAUGGAUUAAAUCUUGAUCAUGUUGAACAGCAUGAUCUAGCUGAAAUUAUCAAAGGUGAACUACAAGGAAUCAAUGGUGGCCAAGAAUUAACACACACUUUGUUACG